CGCCGCAGCUUUAUAGAGCGGACGACAAGAUACUCGAAGGCAGAGACAGAGCGAGAAAAUGGCUCAGUGUAUGCCAAGCUUAAACCCUCCCAAAACCCUCAAACCCAAAAUCCCAUUCACCAACCCCUCUCUCUCUUCGAUCUCUUCCUUCAAAACAAGACCUAAAUUCAAGAAGUUCAUGGCAAUUUCUGCCUCAGUUAUGUCGAGCCAAAGCCAAAACCAAGAUCAUCCACGACUAUCGUUAGACUCACUGAUCAAUAGCAGUCGCAAAGACGAACUUUUGGACCCAAUCAAAAGCUCUUUGUCCCAUUGUCUCUCGGAAACCAACCUCCACCUCACAGUCCCUGGCCUCAAAUCCAAAACCAGGGGCAAGGUUAGAGAUAUUUAUGACAGCGGGGAUUAUCUUGUUCUUGUCACGACUGAUCGGCAAAGUGCUUUUGACAGAAUUCUUGCUUCCAUUCCCUUCAAGGGCCAGGUUCUUAACGAGACGAGUUUAUGGUGGUUUGACAGAACCCGACAUAUAACUUCGAAUGCGGUCGUGGCGUCCCCAGAUAAAAAUGUUACAAUUGCAAAGAAAUGUUCGGUUUUUCCUGUUGAAUUUGUUGUUAGAGGUUAUGUGACUGGAAGUACCGACACAUCAUUAUGGACAGUCUACAAGAAUGGUGUGCGAAAUUACUGUGGCAAUGUCCUCCCAGAUGGCUUGGUAAAAAACCAAAAGCUUACUGCCAACAUACUCACACCUACAACUAAGGCAGCAGAUCAUGAUGUCCCUGUAACCCCAGAUGAGAUAGUUAAACAUGGACUGAUGAGUCAAGCUGAUUAUGAUGAAGCAAGUAGGAAAGCGUUAAGCUUAUUUGAAUAUGGACAGCGUGUUGCUUUGGAGCAUGGCCUGGUAUUGGUAGACACUAAAUAUGAAUUCGGAAAGGGACAGGAUGGUUCAGUUCUUUUAAUUGAUGAGGUGCAUACUCCUGAUUCAAGCAGAUAUUGGAUUGCCCAUUCUUAUGAGGAGCGCUUUCAGAAUUCGCUUGAACCUGAAAAUGUUGACAAGGAGUUCUUGAGGUUGUGGUUCAAGGAUCACUGCAACCCAUAUGAGGAUGAGGUCCUCCCUGAUGCUCCUGAAGACCUCGUUUGUGAACUAGCCUGGCGAUACAUAUUCUUGUAUGAGACGAUAACAAGCUCAAAAUUCGAGAUUCCUUCGAUGGAGGAGCCAAUACAUGAUCGAAUUUCUCGAAAUGUUUCCCAGGUGCUGUCAUCUCUGCAGUAAUUUUAGGUUUAACAUAUUGGUCCGGUCUAUUUCUUGCUAAAUAAGUGUGAGAAGAAAGCACAAAUUUUGUUACAAAAUGAUGGCCAUUUGUUCUUGGGAAGCACUGUGUUGCUGAUCCUGUAUGCAAUUUUCCGCCUGGGUAAGAACGUUUUGAGUCCCCCAAGGCUUGUCAUCUAACUAUAAGGUGGGCACAACCAAGCAAAAUUAUCCGCAAGCUAACUUACUAACCACUGUGAACUUAUUUACAUAGAAGUGUUAACAUUUGCUUCUGACUGCUCAGAUUUUAGUUAGUUUAUACAGUUCCAUUUAAAUAGUAAAUAUUGUUUACAAUUCUA
Alnus glutinosa is the source of this 1599-nucleotide messenger RNA. Its product is annotated as phosphoribosylaminoimidazole-succinocarboxamide synthase, chloroplastic. Gene Ontology annotation, molecular function: phosphoribosylaminoimidazolesuccinocarboxamide synthase activity. Bases 59 to 1264 code for a protein of 401 amino acids. Gene Ontology annotation, cellular component: chloroplast stroma; cytoplasm. The record is from RefSeq and is a predicted model, not a curated record. The transcript is spliced from 12 exons. Gene Ontology annotation, biological process: 'de novo' IMP biosynthetic process. NCBI's taxonomy places the organism in Eukaryota, Viridiplantae, Streptophyta, Magnoliopsida, Fagales, Betulaceae.